This is a messenger RNA of Argentina anserina (silverweed cinquefoil), 375 nucleotides long. Its product is annotated as mavicyanin-like. The transcript has a single exon. Gene Ontology annotation, molecular function: electron transfer activity. NCBI's taxonomy places the organism in Eukaryota, Viridiplantae, Streptophyta, Magnoliopsida, Rosales, Rosaceae. Gene Ontology annotation, cellular component: plasma membrane. The coding region runs from base 1 to 375 and encodes 124 amino acids. The record is from RefSeq and is a predicted model, not a curated record.
AUGGCCUUGAGAAACACCAUAAUGAUUUUCUUUGUGGCAACGGCUUGUUUGGGCGUUUGUUCGGGUGCUUCUUCAUCUAGUCCAGUUCACAGUGGAGUUGUUCAUAAAGUUGGCGACUCAUUUGGGUGGAGCAUCUUUGGUGAUUACAAGAAGUGGACUGCUACAAAACAGUUUCACGUCGGAGAUGUUCUACUUUUCGCUUAUGAUAAGGAAUUUCAUAACUUAAUGGAAGUGAAUGGAGAAGAUUACCAAUCUUGCAACAUAAAAACUCCUCUAGCUCUCCAUGCCGCCGGACUCGAUUCUAUCCUCUUGAUAAACCUGGGGACUAUUACUUCAUCUGCGGUAGAAAUUUCGAACCCGACUGGUAUGCUAUGA